UACUUGUUUCUCUCAUACAUUUUAGUGUUAAUAUGGCAGAAUAACCAUGGGAGACUGGAAUUUCCUUGGAGGCAUUUUAGAGGAGGUCCACAUUCAUUCCACUAUUAUUGGAAAGAUUUGGCUAACGAUCCUCUUCAUAUUUCGAAUGCUUGUCCUUGGAGUGGCAACUGAGGAUGUUUGGAAUGAUGAACAAUCAGAAUUUAUAUGCAAUACUGAGCAGCCUGGUUGCAGAAAUGUGUGCUAUGAUGAGGCCUUUCCCAUCUCUCUCAUAAGAUACUGGGUCUUGCAAGUUAUAUUUGUGUCUUCCCCUUCCUUGGUGUAUAUGGGUCAUGCCUUAUACCGACUAAGAGCCUUGGAAAAAGAAAGGCAAAAAAAGAAAGCUCAGGUAAGAGUGGAACUUGAAAGCACUGAAUUAGAAAUGACUGAAAAUCGUAAAAGACUGGAGAGAGAGCUCCGACAACUGGAUCAAAGAAAGCUGAACAAAGCACCCCUGAGAGGCUCUCUGCUCUGCACUUACGUGAUACAUAUUUUCACAAGAUCUGCAGUGGAAGUUGGCUUUAUGAUUGGGCAGUAUCUUCUUUAUGGUUUUCAUUUAGAUCCCCUUUAUAAAUGUCAGAGAGACCCAUGUCCAAACACAGUUGACUGCUUUGUAUCUAGACCAACAGAAAAGACAGUGUUUAUAUUAUUUAUGCAAUCAAUAGCAACUGUAUCAUUGCUUUUAAAUAUUCUAGAAAUUAUCCACUUAGGAUUCCGAAAAAUUAAAAUGGGACUCUGUGAGCAGAAUAAAACCAAAGAUGACUCUGAGAAUUUCUACAUAAACAAAUCUAAGAAAUACUCUGUGAUACCACACUCUUCUUUGGGAAUAUCCACCACCCCUCAGAAAACACUUCCUUGUGCUCUUAGCAAUUAUACCUUUUUGAUGGAAAAGCAAACUGACACUAUGCUCUACCCAGUGUUAAAUUCUCCUUCUGUGUUUCUGUCUGUGCAAAAUAACCGUACAGAAAGCAGCAGCAAUUACACCCAUUGCAAUCAGGAAAAGAAAUCUCCAAAGAAGAGGCCAGCUACAAAUGCUUUGGACAGUCAGACUCAAAAUGCUAGCACAAAUAAUAAUGAAGGCUUUCUUGGUGAGCUUUGGACUGAGACGCAUGAUGCACAAGAAGAGGCUGAAAAGAAACAUUUUCUUAUUGAUACUCAGAAUGCAGAUACUGCUGCAAACAUGUACUUGAGAAGCUUUGCUGAGAUGCCAUCUCAAACUUCAUUGCAACCUGGUACAACUUUUCCUAGUACCAGUCCUCGACGACAGGCAAUGGUUGAGAGCACAGGAGCACCAACAACUUCUCUUGCAAAGAAUGGUGACAGAAGACAAAGCAGUUUCAGUGCAAACAAAGCCCAAAUUCCUUACAAUGCUGAUGGAAAAAAUUCCAGCCGACCAGACACCUCUGAUUCUAUGGGGGUGGUGAGCUCAGAAUCUACACAAAGCAGAAACUGGAAUAGUCCUAAGCUUUUCUCUCUGUCUAGGCAACAGUCACUGUCAAGUAAUGCCAGCAGCAGGCGUGCCCCCACUGAUCUUCAGAUAUAACAUGAGUUAACUCAUUAGCUGCACUAACCAAUGCUGGGAUAAUUCCUGAACAGAGACAUAACCCAGACCCGUGUUAAAUAAUUCCACUUUAAACCAGCUCUUUACAUAGGUAGAGAAGUUGUGUAACCCUUUGAAUAGUAGCUAAGUAAUUUUAAACAGUCUCUUUACUUCCUUUGUAAUGCAAAUGUGGCAUAGACCUCAGUGUAUAAACUUCCACACUCCAGCUAAAAAGGAAAACAUACAUCCCUCAAUCACAUAUUUGGAAAAAGCCAGGCAUAAAAUCACAGCUGAUACUAUUUAAACUUAAUAAAAGUAGAAGACAAAAUUUUCAGUCUAACGAUAUUUUUUACAAAGUCCAGUAAAUGAAAUUGGGCUAAAGAUGCUCUCAGAAGAACGUAUUGGUAAGCAUGUCUGCCUAAUCAGUCUGAGAAUUCAAACAGACAUUUGGUAGCUGACCAAAAGCAGAAUGUCAAACUUAUUCCACUGUUCAGACUGUUGUAAAUACAAAGAGAAAAGCAUUUACAAAACAGAUAAUUAAUUCUUUGGCUCCAUGGUACAGUUUUUUUUCAGUGUAUCACCACUGACUUCCUCAGCAGAAAAAUCAAAGUGAAUUCCUUAUAGUAUACUGUCAGAAUUCAAUACACCACUAAUUUUUUUAAAACAUCAUGAAUUACAGAUGUGAGCUUUACUUUUGACAUUUUUCAUAACUAAUAAGAUAGCAAAAUCAGAAACCAAGUUACUGAAAUUUACUUAUCAGACAUUUUGAAUUUCACAAACCAGAAGGCUUAUGGAAAACAGAAAAAAACCAAAACCAAAAACAGAGAACCAAAAAAAAGCAAAUAUGGUAAUACCUUCCUGAUUUCAGUUACAAUGUCAAAAGACAUAUAAAAGGUUUAUCAAACAGUAAAACUACUCCUUUUCUGUUUGUCUCUCCCCUGAAUUCUGAUAAACUUUUAAAUCAAACAAAGCUUCUACCUAUUUAGGAGGAGCAUUUCUGUUUAUGCUUUUUAUGGGGAAAACAAAACAUUAGGACAUUUAUCCACUUGCUGUUCAGGUCCAUAUGGUGUACAGGAAGUUCCAUGAAACAUCUUAAAAUAAUAAAGGAGGCAAAGAUGAACAAAAUACUAUGGUACAUUUAUAAUCAAGCUUUCUAUGUGUGAAAUACAUUUAUUUGAGUUGCACAGCACCAAAACACUGUAGAUGCUUGGUGAGGUGGUCCCAGCUGUAAUGCAUUCAUAUUUUUGUGUGUAUUUUUUACUAGCAGAUUUGACAUACUGUUCAUGUACUGGAAAAAAUAAAUUGUGAGAUACAGGAUAAUGAUGUUACAGCACAAUUAAAUUCUUAAGGUGCACUGUCGUUAUGCUUACCAGACAGCCCUGAUUGACUGAAAACUGUACAAUACUGCAAAGGAGCCAGAAAACCUAAAAGGCUCUUUUGCUUGUAGCAGCAACAUUAAUCUGGUCCUGUCAAUGUAAGAAAUACACACUAGAACUAUUAAAACUAUUCGCUGUAGAUUUCUCUCCAGCAACUAUCCUUUUCACUUCUAUGUGUAUAAAUAAAUACAGCCCUACAUAAUUGUGUUUACACUGUAAAAUUGAAGGUUGUAUAAUAUACUGGAAUGUGCAUUACUGUAUAAUGUGACUUAGGCAAGUUAAUGCUGCUGCUGUGGCUUUGAUUCUUGCAUUUCUUGAUGCAUAAAAUUCUGUGGGCAAUAACUGCUAAUGCUUGUUUUGCAUUUAAUCUCUCCAUAAUAAAAAGCCUCAUAUUUAA
This is a messenger RNA of Haemorhous mexicanus (house finch), 3349 nucleotides long. RefSeq names its product gap junction protein alpha 9 (gene GJA9). The record is from RefSeq and is a predicted model, not a curated record. Gene Ontology annotation, biological process: cell communication. NCBI's taxonomy places the organism in Eukaryota, Metazoa, Chordata, Aves, Passeriformes, Fringillidae. The transcript has a single exon. The coding region runs from base 47 to 1579 and encodes 510 amino acids. Gene Ontology annotation, cellular component: connexin complex.